AUGAGCUCCGACGAUAUCGGAGCGGCAUCAGCGGCCCAGCAGGGACGCGGUACCAGGAACAUGGACGAAUCGUCACAGGAAUAUCAGAUUAUUUUGCCCCGGCUGCCAUCAGGUGAUGCAACGCUGCAUACAGUUUUUUUGCACGCCGAUAUCAGGGCGCGGCCGUACCGCGUCCAGGAUUUCAGGGACGCACUUAUUCGUUUGGCUUUGCUCCCCGAGGUGGCUGCCUUGGGGGCGUACCAAAUGAAUCAUGUUUGGGCCAUCACACUCAAGAGCGCUGAGGGCAAGAAGAAAAUGCUUGCUGCUGGUGACAUAGCGGUGAAGAACCAGCGCUGUAUCGCUAUAGACCCAAGCCACCAGGAUACGAGACUGAAGAUUCAUUGGCUACUGUAUAACGUUCCUGAUGACGACGUGCGAGCAGCGUUGGCACCUUAUGGCAAGGUGAAUGAAAUAGUGCGAGAACGCUGGCGCGUGUAUGGCUGCACAGACAAAGGUUCAUCGACGCGUGCGGUGAGCCUCAAACUCAAACCAGGCCUCACGGUAGACGACCUCCCACAUCAGUUACGGAUUGCAGGAGACCUCACGCUCGUUGUCGUAGCGGGAAGAGCACCGCUAUGCCUGCGUUGCCGAGGCACAGGCCAUAUUAGGAGGGAGUGCCGGGCCCCGCGGUGCGCAGUGUGUCGGCGUUUUGGGCAUGACGAGAGCGGGUGUUCGAGUACAUACGCAAGUGUGACCGGGCCCGUGGGGAGCGAAGAACUAUCUGAGCACCACAUGGACGAGGUCGAGGCAGAAGAGCUCACUGGAGGACGUCGGGAGGAAUCAACACCCAGGUUAACGCCCCUUCACGCCCCCUGAGUGCUGCUUCAACUGGUAGCAAAGACA
Molecule: messenger RNA, 882 nt
Organism: Rhipicephalus sanguineus (brown dog tick)
Lineage: Eukaryota; Metazoa; Arthropoda; Arachnida; Ixodida; Ixodidae
Exons: 1
Coding region: 1-855 (284 amino acids)
Molecular function (GO): zinc ion binding; nucleic acid binding
Source: RefSeq, a predicted model, not a curated record